GCGGCAUUUCAAGUCAUCAAAGGUGAAAUACCCUCCUCCCUGCCUUUCUUACCCUGUCAUGUUCUACCUUCACACCCGGCUGGCUGGCUGGCUGGCUGCCCCUUCGGCCGUCCCCCAAUUCCAAUCUGAGUCUGCCGUUUUUUGUUUUUUUUCCCUCUCUCCUCGUGCGUGCUCCAUCCACGCCAUCUCCCCCUCAUCAUCCUCCUCCACCUGCCAUCCGCCUUCCGGUCUUCCACAUAUGCUUCUUCUACAUUCAACAACAACAAUAACAUAAACCUCCAUGGGCUCCAGACCUGCCUCUCUUUUGCCACUCUCGCCUGUCAAUCGGUUCGGUUCCGCCUCGGACACGAAUCUGGUGGCCCUGACCACUUUUGUUCGCCAGGUCAAGCCUGCCGUCAAAGCUACCAUUCAAUAGGUGCUGCCCGCCAUACGCGGCUUGCUUGCAUUCUGUCCCCGGGUCUUUGACCUCAUCUCACCUCACCUCACCUCACUUUACCUUACCUCGCCUCUCAUCACCCACUCACUUCAGACUUCGACACAAGUCACCGACUGUACCUCGGCUUUCGUCUCUCACCAUCUGUAACUUCUCAAGGUCGACAUCCAGCUUCGUCUUUGAAUUCGGCCCUCGUUCAGCGACAUUCCUCCCGUAGCCACACGUCUCAUUACUUUGUGUCACCACCGCUCCGCCGUUUCGCCUCGCUACCGUCCACAUGUCGACAACCCGAUUCCCCUGACCAACAUCACCAAUCCAUAGACACGGCUAUCCGGGCCCGGACAACCUGCAAGAGCCGAGUCCCGCCGCUUCGCUUCAGCUUGUCGCUCCGUCUCACACCUCGACCACGGACGGUUUCCAUCACCGCCUAACUCAACCGAACGCACGCCUGCCAUAUGCCCGCAGUCGGCCGUAGACCGAGUGACCAACCCAAUUUGCAGCUUUUUUUCUCACUUGCAGCAGCCAUCCGUGCCUUGUUUCUGUCUAAUGAGCCGAUCCGCCCAUCACGCAAACUUCCCACGGCGUCCAAUCCACUUGUAGCGCGACCAUGAACACAUUUGUUCGGCUCAGGUAAUUUUUCAUCACGACUUACAAGAUUGCCCACGACGGCGGGGCCAUCUAUGUCUUCCAGCCGUCUGUCUGGGAGCUCUCGACCUUUCUACCUUUCCGUAUUCCGCCGUCUCUGCCGCUGGACAUCCGUCUGGUCCCGGUAGACAAUACAUUCACUUCCGAUGGAUUUACCCAAGGGCUUUGUCAAGGAUGACAGGCGUAUCUAUGAGGACGUGGCGUCACUCACGCAACCUCUUCCCUCAGAGUUCAUCAUAAGAAUGUGGCGCCUGUAUACCACAACAAACCUCAAACUUGUUGAUCCCACCGCACGCCGUCUAGAGAACCUCUGGUGGCAUGUAAUGGGCAGCGACAGGUGUAAGCUGAAAGCAGCUACAGUGGCCAAAAUCUGGGAACACAUUUCCUACGGCCCGACCUUCGUGCCUCUCAGAGGCUCACCAAACCGCUGGGAGGGUCCCUCGGUACUUUUUCACACCUUGCCUGACACCAGCUCUACUUAUGCUGAUUCCAAUGCACAGACACCUCGAUUCAACAGUCAGCACGAGUCUGAUCCGCUUCUCAGUGCUCAGCAGAUGAACCAGGAUAUAAAGAUGAUAUCGGAACAGUCAGCUCUCAAGGAGCUCUCUGCUUCAUCAUCCCGGCCCCCGCCGCCGCAUCCGAUUCUUAAAAAAAACAGAGGGGAUUCGAAAUCCGGGCCCCGUCCAACUGCUCGUUUCGUAUCGCCACAUGAGUCUACCGAUGAGGACUACAAAACCAGUGAGGGGACGUCGUCGGGUAGCACGGCUGCCAGUGGCUUGGAAAUGCGCAUCUCAUCAGCAGCAUCUCCAACGAAAUCGAACAAAAAAAAGGCCUCAGUCCCAACCAAACGCUUUGUCGCCUCGGCCGCGAACAAGAGGAGACCGAUUCUCCCAAGAAGAAUGAGUUCGCAGUCUUCGACAGGUUCCGACGUCAUGGUCAAGGAGACUGGUUCUGCAAACGGAACCAAACACGCUGGAACGUACAACGUGACGCCGGUUCAUGCCGAACAGAGCGCCGCUCAGAGUGUUCUUGGUUCCCCAGGAAUCGAAGCGCCCCCCAGCGCCAAAGCGUUAGGGAAAAGGCCUGUUAAUCGAUCCCUGCCAGAAACGCCAAACUUGUUGAAGUCGCCUCCUGCCGUUGAAGUACAGCAGAGACCGGCUGUUGUUCAGGCAGGUCGGCGAGCGCCCGCGCCCGCGCCGCUGAGCAAAUCUAUCGCCGAACGGCCUGGACACGAGGGAAGCAGGGCGAAGAAUGAAGGCCCCAGGACACCCACAAGCAUCUCAGCUGCAUCGCCCUCGUUUUCAUCACCACGGAUCGGGUCUUUCUCAUCUUCGCGCUCUGCGUUCUCGGCCCCACGCAUGGAGCGAACAAGCUCCAAUUCGGAAACGUAUCGGCCGCGAGAGGUCAGUAUAGGUCGCGGUUCUGCAAAAGGGCUGCUCUCGAGCGCUACGGCGAGCACGUCGAAUAUCGCGGCCAUGGGUCACAUCUCGAUAUCUGACGAACCAGACCGGCGUGCUUUGGAAGCCUUGGGAACCUUUCACGAGGAGCCAGGGGGUACCCCUCGGCGAACUUCAUCGUCGUCACAUUUCGCGCCUACCAUGCCGAGCUCUACCCCCGACGUGCCGCUGGCCCGUACGAGAAGCCAGCUGACUCUGCUCCUGGAGCGAGAGAAAGAGCGCAUUGGCGACAGGCAGAAACAGAGGCCGUAA
Molecule: messenger RNA, 2787 nt
Organism: Colletotrichum destructivum
Lineage: Eukaryota; Fungi; Ascomycota; Sordariomycetes; Glomerellales; Glomerellaceae
Product: Putative nitrogen regulatory protein areA, GATA
Exons: 2
Coding region: 1225-2787 (520 amino acids)
Source: RefSeq, a predicted model, not a curated record